Molecule: messenger RNA, 3486 nt
Organism: Seriola dumerili (greater amberjack)
Lineage: Eukaryota; Metazoa; Chordata; Actinopteri; Carangiformes; Carangidae
Gene: erp44
Product: endoplasmic reticulum protein 44
Exons: 11
Coding region: 96-1328 (410 amino acids)
Source: RefSeq, a predicted model, not a curated record
CGUCGGUUUCCUGCUGCGGUGAGAAGAGCGGCGUCGAGACAGACUGGGAAGACUCAACACCACCACUACCACCUCCAAAAUAACUCUACUGUACAAUGAAACUUUUAGCAGCAUCUCCCUCUCUGGAUACCCGCUUCGUCACGGUUAUACUGCUGGUGAUGGGCCUCUCUACUCCAGGACUAGCAGAAAUCACCAGUCUGGACUCUGGCAACAUUGAUGACGUCCUAAAUAAUGCUGGGGUGGCAUUAGUGAAUUUUUACGCAGAUUGGUGUAGGUUCAGUCAGAUGCUCCAUCCAAUUUUUGAGGAGGCAUCUAAUGUAGUGCGGGAGGAGUUCCCUGAUACCAAGCAGGUGGUGUUUGCCCGCGUCGACUGUGACCAACACUCGGACAUUGCCCAGCGGUACCGCAUCACCAAGUACCCGACGUUGAAGUUGUUCCGCAAUGGGAUGAUGAUGAAGAGGGAGUACAGGGGUCAGAGGUCGGUAGUGGCCAUUGCUGACUUCAUCCGCCAGCAGCAGGUUGACCCGGUGAAAGAAAUGCACUCAAUGGAGGAGGUUAACACUUUGGAUAGGGCCAAGAGAAACAUCAUAGGUUACUUUGAACAAAAGGACUCUGAUAGCUACCGCACAUAUGAAAAAGUUGCCAACAUUCUUCGAGAUGACUGCACGUUCUUGGCUGCCUUUGGCGCCAUCUCUGAGUCUGAGCGCUUCAGUGGAGACAAUGUGAUCUACAAACCUGUGGGCGAGAGUGUACCUGACAUGAUCUACCUCGGCUCACUUGCCAACUUUGACCUGACCUACGCUUGGGUCCAGGACAAGUGUGUGCCUCUGGUCAGGGAGAUCACCUUUGAAAAUGGAGAGGAACUGACUGAAGAAGGGAUCCCUUUCCUGAUCUUGUUCCAUAUCAAAGAGGACACAGAGAGUUUAGAGAAAUUCCAACAUGAAGUAGCUCGCCAGCUCAUCAGCGAGAAAGGGUCUAUAAACUUCCUUCAUGCAGACUGUGAUAAGUUCCGCCAUCCUCUGCUCCACAUCCAGAAAACCCCAGCUGACUGUCCCGUCAUUGCUAUAGACUCAUUCAGACAUAUGUAUGUCUUUCCUGAAUUUAAAGACCUCACUGUCCCUGGCAAGUUGAGACAGUUUGUGUUGGACCUUCACUCCGGAAAGCUUCACCGAGAGUUUCACCAUGGUCCUGACCCCACAGACAGCACGCCUGGACAGGAGGAGACGGGAGGUGAAGUGGCCAGUAGCCCUCCAGAGAGCUCGUUCCAAAAGCUAGCGCCUAGCGAGACUCGCUACACCAUCCUCAGACGGGACCGUGACGAGCUGUGACCUCUACGGCCUUCCAGUGAACCUGUGACUCAAUGCCACGCCCCGGGGUCAGGGAGGGGGUUAGGGUUGGGACAGGCCAACGGGACAGAACAGCAACACCCAACACCCUUACUGAAGAGUGAAAGAUAGGGAGAUGGAGAUGAGGAAGAGGAGGAGGAUGAAGAGGAAGGAGGAGGAAAAAGAAGACAGGAGGAGGAGAAGAGUGGAGCACAGUCCAUGACACAACUAUGUUGGAAUAACCUAUAUUUUCAUAACUCUUUCACGUACAGUUUUUAUUUUGGAUUAAAAGAAAGGGGGAUAAAGAAGAAACGUGUGUGGGCAGGGGGUUAGGGGCAUUAGGACAUCAAGAGAAGUGUUUUUACUUUUAUUUUUUGGAGCUUGUAAAUAUGUUUGUGCUACAUGGGAAUCUCAUUGUUGGUCUAAAUUAAAUGCAGAGUUUUCUUUAUUUUAUUCUUUUGUUUUUCAUCACCCUGCUAUUUGUAGGAAAAAAAAACAGAACAGUUCCCUCACUCCAGUUGUACGGUUCUUAUCUGUGGGUAGUCCAGUUCAGCCUGUCUGCUAGGAGACACUUAUUUCGUCUCACUGACCUCAUGGCUGCAUCUCAAUAUGACCAACUCUAGUCUAAUUCAUUUGUAUAGCACAAGUUAUAACAAUAUGCCUGUUUGAAGUAGCUUUAUCUCCAUAUCUUCUCCACACAAACAGACACACACACACACACUCACACUCUCACACACACUCACACACACACACUCACACACAUCUGAAGGAAUAGAAAAAUAUUUUUGAAAUAUUUGUUAGGGUCAACAUCAUUUCAAAAUAUGACUUGAGCAAGAAGAUAGAGACAGAGCUACUCCAGCCUAUUGAGAUGCACCCCUUCUCUCCCUGGUACUAAAUGAUAAUAGAUAUGACGUCUCUUACAGUGCUUGUAAAAAAUAUUUGCCCCCUUGGAUCUUUUCAUAUUUUACUUUUUUUACAACACUGAAUCAGAGAGGAUGUAAUUAGGAUUUUUUUUUUUGCCACCAAUCAACAGAACACUGUAAUGUCAAAGCGAGUCAGGUUUUUGAUAAUCUAGCACGGCACACUAUCCCCACCAUGAAGCCUGCUGGUGGCAGCAUCAUGCUGUGUGGAGGCUUCUCUGCAGCAAGCUCUGGAUGGCUUGUGAUGGUAGAAAGGGUCAGAUGUAAGCAGCAAAGGGAAAUACUAAAGGAAAAUCUUUAAGUAUAUUAAUCUAUUUAAGGGGGAGACAUAAACCUCAAAGGUAAAGUGACAUGAAAACAACCCUGUUAAUGUUCCAGAUGGCUGUUCAUUUGUAAAUUCACUGAGAAAAGAAAGCUGGAGGAGACCACAUAAGCUCAAGGCUGAAAUUUUAGCCAAAGGUGCCUCUUUUUAGAAGUGUCUUGAAGGACAUGAAACAUAUGCAAUCAGAAAUUUUGCCAAUUUUGCCCCCCUUCACUAAUCUCUAGAAAUUACAUUUGAUGUGGAAAUUAAAGCGUCUGAUGAUCAGUGUCUUGAAGUUUAAUUACAUCCAAAGCUAAUAAACAGUAAAAUAUGAAUAAGUCAAAGAGAGGUGGGUACUUUUCAUAGGCACAGUAUUUGCCAUAACACCUCUUGAGUUGUUUUCCUGGGAAUCAAAGUAGAGGAAAAAAAUGUUUUGAAAUGGUGUACUUUAACAUGAUCAUGAAUUAUGAAAUGGCUGUUGUUUUUGCUGUCACCUGUUGUCAAAUGUGUCAUCAUGCUGGGGGAGAAAAGACUGCAUCCUUCCCAGUGUUUCAAAAAGUUGAGACAGGGGAAAACCCAUGUGAUGAACGGUGGAAAUUUACAGUCUGCCACUUUAUACAAGUCCUCUUAAAACUGGUUUUGUCUCUUUAUAUGUCUUUGAGGUUUUUGGUAUAAGUCUAGAUCCCUGGGAUCCACUGAAUGAAGUGUGAAUGAAAUCCAGAAGUGGAAGCCAGAUUUUAAGAGUACAGGGACCCAUUGCUAAGUUUGUACCGUGCGUCCUGCCCUUCCAUAGAGGCCAACAGAUGCCUGCAUAGUGACAUAUCAGCCUACAUACAGGAGAGCAACAGGGGGUAGUAUGAUGCCAUUUCUAAACCAGUCAUCUCAGAGGGGAAGGAGAGUAAAAAAAACGAAAAAGUAAAUUAAAAACCAUUUUACAGGA